UAUAACACUACGUUAAACAUAAAAAUUUCAAACAGGCAAAGUCUCGGGGCAAAGUAAACAAAACAUUUUGUUUGUUAUUUACUUCCUUUAUUUUCUUAGAUAAUUCUGCUAUUUAGUCCCAAACAUUGUACGUCAAUGGUCCCAAAGCUCAAUUUUUUUUAAACCAACAAAUAAUUCAAGCAAAUAAAAAAUUCUUAGCUUAUAAAAUACUGAAAAAAUGAUGAAUACUCGAGCAAAAUCCCCGACGCGAGCUGAAGCCAUCGCCAUUGCUCUGAGGCCACAGCCCUUCUUCAGUAGUGGAGUUCUCAUAGGCAGCAACUGGGUAGAAGACAGAAUAGAAUGCCCCAAGCAAGGCACCUUAUACUUCCCACCUAAAGAAGAACCCGACUAUGAAAAGUUGAAGCCCGAAUCCAGAAUGCCUGAGUUUAGAUUAAAUAAACUUAACAGUUUGCGGGGCAACGUGGAAAAGGUAUACCUUCACGAUAGCCACGAAAACUGCGGCAACUUCACGACGAGCAACGACCUCUUGUACAACCACCAGCCGAAGCCUCUGUGCGGGCCCGUGCAGCGUUAUUACCGGCGCUGCAAGCACCAGUGGUACCCGCAGCCGGACAAUUUGAAGUGCUUCGGUAACAAGACCGAAUGGGGUCUAAAAAGGUUCAAAGAGCAUGAGUGGGCCUGCACUGACGUAUCUGAUUACGCGUCUUCGCUGUACGAUGACACCUAUCUACCACCGCGACCUCAUCAAUACCUGCAGACGUGCGAGCGGAAGGCGAGAAAUUCGAACUUUACAAAAGGUUUCCGAUAUUUAAUGACAAAACCAUUGGCUAAACCAAAACAAAAAAAACAAUGAUAACAUCAAGAAUCAUUUCUUUCUCAUCUUAGAAAAUUACUAGUCUUUUAAAAUAUCACAUUUUGUUCAAGACGAGGACAGUGACGUCCUCAUAUUAUUUAGUAACAAUAGAAUAAUUCUUCAUGCUUUCACAAUCAGCCACGACUGGCACCAAACACGAGAUCAGCAACUUAACACUAGGGUUUAGUCUCAAACCUUACAACCGCUUAAUACUAACAUUAACUUAACGAGUCCGCUUAUCAUAAUGGCAGUUUACCAUA
This is a messenger RNA of Cydia splendana, 1113 nucleotides long. RefSeq lists its product as uncharacterized. The transcript is spliced from 5 exons. NCBI's taxonomy places the organism in Eukaryota, Metazoa, Arthropoda, Insecta, Lepidoptera, Tortricidae. The record is from RefSeq and is a predicted model, not a curated record. The coding region runs from base 218 to 853 and encodes 211 amino acids.